GUGUACAAUACCUUCGCCAAGGUGUUCCAUCGGUACGAUUAGGUCUUCUUAUUUACUACACAUAUACACAUGACACAACAAGACUGAUGAAGCUCAGUCGUCAAGCUGCUUCGAUCCGCUAGCAAUCGUAUUCUGCAGUAGCAAUUCAAACUCCUACCCUGACAAAGUAAUCGGCAAACGCAUUACCAUCGUGUUGGAGUCUGCACAAGGACACACUGGAGGUCAGUUUUGCAACAUGGAUGUGACUACCCCGCAUUCCCGAUGCCUUUCAGUAUUGGUUAUUGGAGUCCUGAGACGCUUGGACCUCAAUGAUCUCACCCGCGCCAGAACUCAUUCAAGUCCCGCUCUACUCUACAAUCUGCAGUGAACUCUAUUGUCAUGCAGCAUAACCUUUACCUAGAUUGUUCAGCAAGACUAUAACUCAAUCUUUUAGAACUGAAAAUGCGACUUCUGAAGCUUUCCGACGAUGGUAGUGUCAAGCUCACCUCGUUUUCUGGAACCGACACGCCUGCCUACGCAAUCCUUUCGCACACCUGGGCUCACGAGAGUGAUGAGGAAGUUACCUACAACGAUGUGUCCAGGGGUCUUGGGACGGCUAAAGAAGGUAUGGAAAAGCUUCGGUUCUGCAGCAACCAGGCGAGAAAUGACGGUCUCCAAUAUUUCUGGAUCGAUACAUGUUGCAUAGACAAAUUCAAUGUCAACGAGCUUACCGAGAGCAUCAACUCCAUGUAUCGCUGGUAUCAGCAGGCAGAGCGAUGCUAUGUCUACCUCACAGAUGUUGAUGUUGAUACUCCGAAGGCACACUCUUCGCAUACUGCAUGGAAUACACAGUUCAGAAAUAGCCGCUGGUUCAGUCGCGGGUGGACGGUCCAAGAGCUGCUCGCACCUCGUCGGAUUGAGUUCUUUUCCCGGAAGGGUAUUAGGUUAGGCGAUAAAGCGUCGCUUCUACCGACUAUCUAUACCGCGACUGGUAUAGAUCCAGAAGCUCUCCGCUCAGGGAAUCUGGAUAGCUUUAGUUUUGGAGAGCGCUUAAGCUGGAUUAGGGACCGGCAGACCACUCUACCGGAGGAUAAAGCGUACUCUAUGCUUGGUAUCUGUAAUGUCUACAUGCCGCUCAUAUACGGAGAGGGCGAAGAAAGCGCAUUCCACCGUCUUGAGAAGGGUAUUGCUAGAUUAGGCAUGUGGCCGCAACACGAUGGAACUUGUGCUGUGUCCGUCAUGCCGUUCGAACGCAAUCCGCAUUUCGUUGGAAGAGAAGAAGAAAUUUUGAGGCUGCAAUCACUACUGUCCAAGCGCAGCCAUACCUCACAGAUUGCGGUCGUCGGGCUUGGCGGUAUAGGCAAGACACAGAUAGCUGUGGAGUUUGCUUAUCGGAUGAUGGAUGAACGCAAAGAUUUCUCAGUCUUCUGGACGGAUGCGACCGAUUCAGAGAGUCUUCUACAGUCAUACCGAGCGAUCGCAGAGAAGCUUGACAUCCCUGGUCGAGAUGAGAAAAGUGCGGACGUCAUACGUCUGGUGCACGCCAACCUGAACCAGGAGAGUACGAAUCCGUGGUUGCUCGUGCUCGAUAAUAUUGACGACAUGCAUAUGUGGGCCUUUCACCAGACUAAGGGGACAGAGGAUCGAUUGGUACAUCACUUGCCGAGCAAUCCCAAAGGCAGCAUUCUUUUCACGACGAGAAACAGGAAGGUAGCUGUGAAGCUAUCGCAACAGAAUGUCAUCAAAAUAGGAGAACUUCAGCCACAAGUAUCUCUGCGACUCCUAAGGAUGCGUCUCGCCGAACCACAGCUCACCUCUGACUUCGCUAUCGAAGAGACUCUAUUAGAAGCGUUAGCCAACCUUCCGCUUGCUAUCGUCCAGGCGUCGGCGUAUAUCAACACCAAUGGCAUCACGAUUGCCGCCUAUCUAAAACUCUUUAAAGAGCAGGACGAAACUACAAUGGCAUUGCUCAGUGAAGGUUUCGAUGACGAGGGAAGGUAUCCAGGCACCCACAACACGAUAGCUACUACCUGGCUCAUUUCUUUCGAGCACAUCAGGAGAGAUAAUCCUACCGCUGCAGACUACUUAUCCUUUAUGGCCUGCAUCGAACCGAAAGACAUUCCGCUGACGUUACUCCCAUGCGGCGCUUCGCGAAAACAGCAUCUUGACGCUAUUGGGAUACUACAUGCCUACUCCUUUGUGGCAUGGAGAAAUAUGAAUCAAUCGCUCGAUGUGCAUCCUUUGGUACACCUAGCCACAAGGAACUGGCUGUCCAAGCACGACCUUCUACGCACAUGGACUGAGAAAACUAUAGCCCAUUUGGCAGAUCAAUUUCCAAGUAUCAAUCACAACAAAAGGGAUAUAUGGAGGCCGUAUCUAUCGAGCGCAAUGUACACACUCAGGCAGCGGCUCGUGAUCGAUAAUAACGACUAUCGAGCGAAACUAGCUAGAAAUGUUGGUCUGUGUCUUCUCAACGACGGUAGGUAUAAUGAGGCUGAAGACUCUUUCAACGAGGUCCUGGACGAGCAACAGAGAACGCUUGGUGAUGAGCAUCCGGUCACUUUGACUGUUAAAGCCGACCUGGCGUCCACGUACCGAAGCCAACGGCGAUGGGUCGAAGCAGAGCAGCUAGAGAUACAGGUGGUGGAGACGAGUAAGCGAGUGCUGGGCGAUGAGCAUCCGGACACGUUGUCUAUCAUGACCAACCUCGCGUCCACGUACCGAAGCCAAGGGCGAUGGGUCGAAGCAGAGCAGCUAGAGGUACAGGUGGUGGAGACGAGUAAGCGAGUGCUGGGCGAUGAGCAUCCGGACACGUUGUCUAUCAUGACCAACCUCGCGUCCACGUACCGAAGCCAAGGACGAUGGGCCGAAGCAGAGCAGCUAGAGGUACAGGUGGUGGAGACGAGUAAGCGAGUGCUGGGCGAUGAGCAUCCGGACACGCUAGCUUUCACCACCAACCUCGCGUCCACAUACUGGGACCAGGGACGAUGGAACGAGGCAGAGCAGCUAGAGGUUCAGGUGAUGAGAAUAAGGGAGCGAACACUAGGUAAGAAGCAUCCGGACACUCUGACUAUCAAAGCCAACCUGGCGUCCACAUACCGAAGCCAAGGACGAUGGACGGAAGCUGGGCGGCUAGAAGUACAGGUAAUAGAGAUAAGGAAGCGGACACUUGGCGAAACCCAUCCUGACACUUUAAGCUGUGUUUCAAACUUCGCCACAACACUUUGGAAUCAAGGACGCUGGAUUGAGGCGGAGAAUAUCGCAGUCUGUGUGUUGGCAGCACAACAGAGGACACUUGGUGAUCAACAUCCCUCUACGUUGACAAGCAUGGCGAACCUUGCAACGAUAUUCUGGAAACAAGCCCGGUAUUCCUCGGCAGUGGAGCUGCAAAUUGAAGUCCUAGCAAAGACGAAAAGCUUGUAUGGAAACGAUCACCCAUAUAUGAUAACGGCUUUAAACAACCUUGCUAGUUUCUAUAGAGACCAAGGUAAAUUCGAAGAAUCUACAGCCAUUCGAAUUCAUGUGGUGGACCGAAGGAUACGUAGUCUUGGUAACAAUCACCCCCACACGAUCUCAGCGAUGAACAAUCUCGCAAGCUCAUACAAAGAUCAGGGUGAGCUCAGCAAAGCAAUAGAAAUGCAAAGAGAUGUGUUAGAGAGGAGACAAAGGAUUAUUGGCCACGAGCAUCCCGACACGAGUUCAGCGAAAAACAACCUCGCGAGCAUGCUUAAGGACCAGGGCAACUUUGGCGAGGCAGAAGCAAUGUACAAGCAGUCAUUGCUUGAGAAGGUGAAGGUUCUAGGACCGAAGCACGCGUCGACACUUAAUACAUACAACAACUUGGGUCGCCUCUACGCUAGUCAAGGCAAGCUAGACGCGGCAGAGACCUUAUACACGCGAGCGCUGCAAGGGUACGAGGAGGCACUUGGACCGAAGCACGCGUCGACACUCUCCGUGGUUAACAACCUAGGCCGCCUCUAUGCAGACCAAGGAAAGCUAAAGCUAGCGGAGAAGAUGUACGUACGAGCGCUGGAAGGGUAUGAUGAUGUGAUCAACAUCGACCACGUCGAUACUUAUCGAGCGGCUAAUAAAACUUUACAAAACUUCGGGGAUCUUCUAUUAAAAUAUAGACCGGAGAAGGCGAAAGCAAUGUACGAACGUACAUUGUCUAGGUACACGUGUGUUGUAGCCUCGUCUGGGGACUAUAUAGAUCUCAAGCAGCGUUUAGCCGCGCUUAAGUGGAGACCACUAUUGCCGCCGGACACAAAUGGUAUGUUCAUUCGGCAUCCAGGGCUUAGAUGAUCAAGAUCCUCGUAAAACUAGGGACUUACGGAAAUGGACAAGAAGGCUUAUAGAGCAGAUAUUUAUUACUUGCAAAGCACUCUUAUCGGAUGGGUUUUCUUUCGAAUGAUUUCGGAUCCGCUUCACAAGUGCAUGUAAUGAAAUGUAAAUGGCUGACUGAAUGUGUUUUACAUGAUGGACGUGGCCGCCAUAGCAACGCUGGACCGUAUGAGGCUAGCGGAAUAGCAAG
Messenger RNA from Pseudovirgaria hyperparasitica, 4510 nucleotides. RefSeq names its product kinesin light chain 3. Gene Ontology annotation, cellular component: kinesin complex. The coding region runs from base 442 to 4281 and encodes 1279 amino acids. NCBI's taxonomy places the organism in Eukaryota, Fungi, Ascomycota, Dothideomycetes, Acrospermales, Acrospermaceae. The transcript has 3 exons. The record is from RefSeq and is a predicted model, not a curated record. Gene Ontology annotation, molecular function: ADP binding; protein binding.